Molecule: messenger RNA, 4728 nt
Organism: Elephantulus edwardii (Cape elephant shrew)
Lineage: Eukaryota; Metazoa; Chordata; Mammalia; Macroscelidea; Macroscelididae
Gene: SCRIB
Product: scribbled planar cell polarity protein
Exons: 37
Coding region: 85-4728 (1547 amino acids)
Biological process (GO): neurotransmitter receptor transport postsynaptic membrane to endosome; neurotransmitter receptor transport, endosome to postsynaptic membrane
Cellular component (GO): postsynaptic density; adherens junction; postsynaptic membrane
Molecular function (GO): protein binding
Source: RefSeq, a predicted model, not a curated record
CCCUUUUUCCGACUGCUGAACCUGCGAAAGCUGGGCCUCAGUGACAACGAGAUCCAGCGUCUCCCACCCGAAGUGGCCAACUUCAUGCAGCUGGUGGAGCUGGACGUGUCUCGCAACGACAUUCCAGAGAUCCCCGAGAGCAUCAAGUUCUGCAAAGCCCUGGAGAUCGCAGACUUCAGCGGGAACCCUUUGUCCAGGCUCCCCGACGGCUUCACCCAGCUCCGCAGCCUGGCCCACCUGGCCCUGAACGACGUGUCCCUGCAGGCGUUGCCAGGGGACGUGGGCAACCUCGCCAACUUGGUGACCCUGGAGCUUCGGGAGAACCUGCUCAAGUCUCUGCCUGCGUCCCUGUCCUUCCUAGUCAAGCUGGAACAGCUGGAUCUGGGAGGCAACGAUCCACCCUUGCAGCCUGACACUCUCGGGGCUCUGCCCAACCUGCGCGAGCUGUGGCUGGACCGGAACCAGCUGUCGGCGCUGCCUGCGGAGCUGGGGAACCUCCGGCGCCUUGUGUGCCUGGAUGUGUCGGAGAAUCGGCUGGAGGAGCUGCCAGGAGAGGUUGGCGGCCUGGCGCUGCUCACGGACCUCCUGCUGUCCCAGAACCUGCUGCAGCGGCUGCCGGACGGCAUCGGCCAGCUGAAGCAGCUGUCCAUCCUGAAGGUGGACCAGAACCGCCUGUGUGAAAUGACAGAGGCCAUCGGGGACUGUGAGAACCUGUCGGAGCUGAUCCUGACCGAGAACCUCCUGACGGCCCUGCCCCGUUCCUUGGGAAAGCUUACAAAGCUGACCAACCUUAAUGUGGACCGGAACCGCCUGGAAGGGCUGCCCCCUGAGAUUGGCAGCUGCACGGCUCUCAGUGUGCUCUCCUUGAGGGACAACCGCUUGGCUGCCCUGCCCCCGGAGCUGGCCCACACAGCCGAGCUGCACGUGCUGGACGUGGCUGGGAACCGCCUGCAGAGUCUGCCCUUCGCGUUGACCCACCUCAACCUCAAAGCCCUGUGGUUAGCGGAGAACCAGGCCCAGCCAAUGCUGCGCUUCCAGACGGAAGACGACGUGCGCACGGGCGAGAAGGUGCUCACCUGCUACCUGCUGCCCCAGCAGCCGCCAUCCAGCCUUGAGGACACAGGACAGCUGAGCACGCCCAGUGACAACUGGAGCGACACCCCUCUGAGCCGUGUCAGCGUCAUCCAGUUCCUGGAGGCCCCUCUGGAUGAGGACUCGGAGGAGACCGGCUCCGAAACACGGGGCCUGCAGCGCCGCGCCACCCCCCACCCCAGUGAGCUCAAGGUCAUGAAGCGGGGCAUCGAGGAGCGCCGGGCUGAGCUGCACCCCGGCACGCCAGGCCCCGGGCUGCCUGCCCCCUCAGAGGAGGACAAGAGGCAGAGCACUGGAACUGAGCCAAACGAGGCCUCCCCUGGGUCGGGGAGCACCAGCUCCCAGGGCGAGGUCCCACCAGGCGAGCUGGAGGACCUGGGCCCUCAGGACACCCCUGUAGCCAGUCCACAGGAUGAUGUGGAGGAAGACUAUGAGGAGCCCACAGUGCACUUUGCGGAGGACACGCUGCUACCGAGGGAAGACAGCGAGGAUGAGGAGGGGCCGCCCGAGGCCCCCUGGCCCGAGCCAGGUGGGCGGCAGCGGCUCAUCCGCAAGGACACACCGCACUAUAAGAAGCACUUCAAGAUCUCCAAGCUGCCGCAACCCGAGGCUGUGGUGGCCCUGCUGCAGGGCAUGCAGCCAGAGAGCGAGGGCCAGGCUGGGCUCGGAGGCUGGCACAACGGCCCACACGUACCCUGGGUGCCUCAGACCGAGGAGGAAGACGAGGAGGAAGAGGAGGAUGCUCCGGAGGAAGCUGUGGUCUCUGCACCCUCAGUCAAGGGGGUGUCGUUUGACCAGGCCAAUAACCUGCUGAUCGAACCCGCCCGCAUUGAGGAAGAGGAGCUGACACUCACCAUCGUCCGACAGACGGGUGGUCUGGGCAUCAGCAUCGCUGGGGGCAAGGGCUCCACUCCCUACAAGGGAGAUGAUGAGGGUGUAUUCAUCUCCCGAGUGUCAGAGGAGGGCCCCGCAGCCCGCGCGGGCGUCCGUGUGGGGGACAAGCUCCUGGAGGUCAACGGUGUGGCCCUGCAGGGCGCUGAGCACCAUGAGGCCGUGGAGGCCCUUCGGGGAGCAGGGACCACGGUGCGAAUGCGCGUGUGGCGGGAGCGCAUGGUGGAGCCGGAGAACGCCGUCACGGUCACACCUCUGCGGCCCGAGGACGACUACAGCCCCCGGGAGAGGCGAGGGAGUGGCCUGCGCCUGCCCCUGGCAGAGGCCCCUGGGUCACUGCGCCAGCACCACGCAGCCUGCCUCGUGCGCAGCGAGAAGGGCCUGGGCUUCAGCAUUGCUGGCGGCAAGGGCUCCACGCCCUACCGGGCUGGGGACACGGGUAUUUUCAUUUCCCGCAUCGUGGAGGGCGGGGCGGCCCACCGGGCAGGCACCCUGCAGGUCGGCGACCGGGUCCUCUCGAUUAACGGGGUGGAUAUGACGGAGGCGCGCCACGACCACGCCGUGUCCUUGCUCACGGCCGCCUCACCUACCAUCGCCCUGCUUCUAGAACGAGAAGCUGGGGCACCCCUGGCCCCCAGCCCACUCCCACACUCCCCUCUGCACCCCACUGUUGCUCUCACCCCAACAACUGCCACUGGUGGGGAGCUUGGGCCACCAAGACUGGCCCCUGGCCUGCUCGCUGCUGCCCUGGAGGGGCCCUACCCUGUGGAGGAGGUCCGGUUGCCUAGAGCAGGGGGCCCUCUGGGACUCAGCAUUGUUGGCGGCUCUGACCACUCCAGCCACCCAUUUGGUGUCCAGGAGCCUGGUGUGUUCAUCUCCAAGGUACUCCCACGGGGCCUAGCUGCACGUAGUGGCUUGAGGGUCGGGGACCGGAUCCUGGCCGUCAAUGGGCAAGACGUGCGCGAUGCCACACACCAGGAGGCCGUCACGGCCCUGCUGCGCCCCUGCCUGGAACUCUGCCUGCUGGUGCGCAGGGACCCACCUCCCCCUGGCAUGAAGGAACUGUGCAUCCAGAAGUCUCCUGGGGAGAAGCUGGGCAUCAGCAUCCGGGGGGGCGCCAAGGGCCACGCAGGAAACCCCUGCGACCCCACCGACGAGGGUGUUUUCAUCUCCAAGGUGAGCCCCACGGGGGCAGCAGGCCGGGACGGCCGGCUGCGGGUGGGGCUGCGGCUCCUGGAGGUGAACCAGCAGAGUCUCCUGGGCCUGACACACAGUGAGGCAGUGCAGCUGCUGCGGGCCGUGGGAGACACCCUUACUGUGCUCGUCUGUGAUGGCUUCGACUGCAGUACUGCCAAUGCCCUGGAGGUGUCCCCAGGCGUCAUCGCCAACCCAUUUGCAGCAGGCAUCAGCCGUCGAAACAGCACAGAGAGUGUCUCCUCCGUGGACCGUGAGCUGAGCCCUGAGGGCCCUGGCAAGGACAGGGAACUGGCUGGACAGACCCUACCCCAGGCGCCCGAAGCCGCAGAGCCCAUGGCUUGGAGCCCAGAGCCGCUGAAGCUGGACUACCGCAUCCUGGCUGCCGUGCCCAGUGCUGGGAGUGUGCAGAGGGUGCCGUCAGGACUCCCCGGAGGCCAGACAGCUGAGGUCCCCAGCUCUCCCAGGAGCCAGCAGCCGCCGACCCCACCGUCCCCGGACGAGUUGCCCACCAAUGUGAAGCAAGCGUAUCGGGCGUUCGCUGCCGUCCCCAGCCAGCACCCACCUGCCACCACUUUGGCCCAGCCCUCCACACCCGGGCCAGCGGCCUCCCCAGAGCAGCUGUCCUUCCGGGAACGGCAGAAGUACUUCGAGCUGGAGGUGCGGGUGCCCCAGGCCGAGGGGCCACCCAAACGGGUGUCACUGGUGGGCGCUGAUGACCUGCGCAAGAUGCAGGAGGAGGAGGCCCGCAAGUUGCAGCAGAAAAGGGCACAGAUGCUGCGGGAAGAAGAGGCGGCUGGGGGUCCAGACGCAGGGCCCGCCCUGGACGGGGAGACGGCCAGAGAGAAAGAGGAUGAACCGCUGCCCUGGGCCCGGCCCAGCCCCACCGCGGGGCUCAGCCCUGCCUCCCCUCCGCCCCUGGGAGGCACCACUGUCCCUGUGCGGACAGCCAAGGCUGAGCGGCGCCACCAGGAGCGGCUGCGCGUGCAGAGCCCCGAGCUGAAGCUUCCGGAGCUGACAGUGCCCGAGCGGGCGCUGUCCCCCGCUGAGCGCCGGGCUCUGGAGGCUGAGAAGCGAGCCUUGUGGAGGGCAGCCAGGAUGAAGUCUCUAGAACAGGACGCACUGCGAGCACAGAUGGUCCUCAGCAAGUCCCAGGAGGGCCGGGGCAAGCGGGGGCCCCUGGAGCGGCUGACUGAGGCCCCCUCACCCGCGCCCACCCCCUCACCCACCCCCUUGGAAGAUCUCAGCCUUCCACCCAGCACAUCUCCUGGACGCCUGUCCUUGUCUGGAAAGAAGUUUGACUACAGGGUGUUUGCAGCCCUUCCCUCUUCCAGACCUGUCUAUGACAUCCAGUCCCCAGAUUUUGCUGAGGAGCUGAAAUCUUUGGAGAAGUCUCCAAGCCCUGGUCCACAGGAAGAGGACGGAGAGGUGGCCCUGGUGCUUCUGGGAAGACCAUCACCAGGCACCUUGGGUCCUGAGGAGGUGACCCUUUGCAGCAGCCGCCGACCUGUGCGGCCAGGGCGCCGAGGCCUGGGCCCUGUGCCUUCCUAG